GGUCACCUUAACCCUUUUUUUCUCCCAAAUAGCAACGUUAGUGUCCCGAGUAACACAGUGCAGUCAAUACAGUCAAGUUACAAUCCCUUUGAAGAUGAAGAAGAUUCUGGAAGUACUGUCAGUGAAAAGGAGGACAAUAAAAUCAAAAAUGUUAGCAGCUAUGAGAAAAACCAGAGUUUGGGGACUGAAUGGUCCGAUGAAGAAACCAACAAUCCAUUUUCAUCCAAUGAUGGCCAAGGAGAAUCUAAUCCAUUUGAUGAAGAUGUUUCCCCUACAAUGGAAGUGAGAGUACGAGCCCUCUAUGAUUAUGAAGGCCAAGAACAUGAUGAAUUGAGCUUUAAGAUUGGCGAAGAGCUAACUAAAAUAGAAGAUGAAGAUGAACAAGGAUGGUGCAAAGGUCGUCUGGACAAUGGAAAAGUUGGGCUGUAUCCUGCAAAUUAUGUAGAACCAAUCCAGUGACAAAUAAUUCUGAACGUGAUAUAAUAACAAUCAGUCAACAUGAUGCCUGUGGUUCAUUAUAAGAGGAACUGAAAUAUAGCUAUUGAUCUAUCUAUAUAUCUUUUAAUGCAAUUAAAUUGAUUGGUUCCUCUGUUCCUUCAGCAAUCUCCAAUGCUUCAGGCUGAAACCUAGGAAAAGGUUGGCAUCUUAAAGAUAGCAGAAAGUCAGCAAGAAAAUGACAGCAUUCAUUUUUAUCCUAUUUUAUGAUGACUGUUUUUAUUUUGCUCCAAAAUUUGCUAAAUCAGUGCCUCGUUUCCUUUAUUUUUGGAUGUUACCUUAAGACCAGUUUUGUUCAAUCAGUAAUGACUUGAUCUUUGUAAUCUGUAAUUUAGUUUUUUAACUGCAACGCUGCAUUUGUUAGUAAUCUGUGAAAAAAUGCAUUUUUAAAAGUUAUGUAGCAAUUCAUUUUUCAUGCAUGGUUUACUACUUCAUUAGCUGUUACAUAAAUAAUGAUUCAGAAGUAUUGUCCUCUCAAUCCUGUACUCUUUUUUUUUCAUGCUGUCAGCACGGCUUAAUAGUGUAAAAUGCCAUAUAUACUACAGUAUCUAUUGUAACAAUUCCACUAGAAUUAUCUGCAAAUAUUAAGGAUUCGUUUUUCUUGGUGAAUAUUAUUUUGACACUUGAAAUCUCAAUUUCCUAAAGGACAACAUCAUGUACAUUUUAAAGAUUUCCCCAUAUUUGAAGAAUGUCAUUAUAAAAACAAUAUGAAAUUAUAAAAUUUGCAAUCUGUAAAUUAAUGAUUUUAUGUGAUUUGGAAAGUUUAAACGUAAGGUUUAUUUUUUCAAGCCAGAGACUUAAAACAUACUGCCUUUUUACUGAUAUGCUCUUUAAGUUGUCUAUAUGUAUAUAUAAUUUGAUAUUAAAAUUAAGGAGCAUGUGUUAAUUAGAAAAUCUAUUGUAUAUGCAUUAGAUUUCAGAUUGAAUCUGACACCAGAAUAUCAAUGUUGUAUUAACUUCAGUGGAAAGUUAACAGCAGCUUUUAAAGUAAGCCAAGCAACUUAAAAUGCAGGCAUAUUUAAAUUUGCUAUGUUUCAUACAUACACACAGGUAUAAGAUAGAAGGCUUAGCUGUGCCCCAUCCUGUAUACUGUGAAUAUAGCUUUCCUCUUAAGGUAUAAAAACUCAGUUUCCCCUUCCAUAUUAUAUUAUAAUCACCUGUAGUUAUCAUUCCAUCAGUGCCUACCCCCAAACGUCUGCAUGAACUCUCUCACAUCCACUCUUGCAAGAAUAUGAGUUUGUCCUCCCUUUGUUAUAGCAGAACUCCUUAUUGUAAUUGGCACUGGGACCACAGGGAUUAAGAGUUCAUUGUGUACCUUUGGACUCUUGACAGGAAAUGCAUCCAAAGCACACUAAAGUAAAACAAAAGUAUACUGUGAUCUAAGUCCUUAAAUGAUAAUAUUGGGGUUUCAUUCUGAAGAUCUAUAAUUGUUAAUUAAAAUGUGAUUCCAAAUGCAAGGUUAACAUUAAUCCAAUGUAGAUUGUUGUAGUAAAACACUGUAAAAACGUGGUUGGUUUGCGGAUCAGCUGUAGAAGUGUCAGGCUCUAUAGAUUAGCAGGCAAUUUAAACAGCAAAAUUGUGAACUUGUUUAAAAUGUUGCUUUAUAGAAAACUUAGAACUUAACAGAUAAGUAGAAAUGAUGUUUUAGGGAAUCGCACUGUAAUUGAAAUGAUAGUUGAAACUGAAAAUGCUGUAAGUGCUUCCUGACUAUUCCAUUUGUCUGUGGAAAUUUACAUAUUUAUUAAUAUUGAAGAUUAAUUAUAUUAAGUGGGUAUUCGAUCUCUGUCAUGUUGGUAUUCCAGCAUAAUUGUUCAGAAAUGGAAAAUUUUGAAUAAAUGGUCAAGAAUUAGUC
Notechis scutatus (mainland tiger snake) is the source of this 2347-nucleotide messenger RNA. NCBI's taxonomy places the organism in Eukaryota, Metazoa, Chordata, Lepidosauria, Squamata, Elapidae. The record is from RefSeq and is a predicted model, not a curated record.